CUGCUGUGCUGGGCGCUCCUGCCCAGCCCGGGCGGUGCGGCGCUCCCGUAGUCUGGGCUCGCCCCGGGCCGGGGGAGGGCCCCUGCGGGGGCGCAGCUGCCGCUGGCCCGGGCGGGUGUGGGUCCUGACAUGUGCUCCGUUCUCUCAGGCUCCGGCUGACCGCGGGGCGCAGGGAGAGCCGCGGCGGGGCUGGGCUGUGCCGGCGCUGCCCCCGGCGCUGUAGGGCCCAGCGUCUGCUGUCUCUGCGAAGCUACAAGCGGCAGAUGCUCGGAGGAGAUGCCUACGUAACACACAUUGCUAGCAAUUGUACUAAAUACUUUGCUGCUGAACCAGUUACUCAGGUACCCAGCCUGUCUCUGUUGCUAUGGGAGAUUGGAAGACUAUUACUGUGCCGGUGCUGUCACCAGAUAGCAAAAAUACACUUCCAUAUACCUCAGAAAGCAAGAGAUCUCCUACAAGCAUGAGCUCACAAGUGCUACGCUUGUCACUGCCUUCAUCCAAAAACAUGCACAGCUUUUUCGGUGCCUUCUGCACAGAAGAGAAUAUUGAACAGAGUAUAUCCUAUAUUGAUAGGGAAUUGACAACAUUGGGAUUUCCUUCUAUUUAUGCAGAGUCCAGAGGAAAAGAAUUAAAUUUAAUAUCUAUCAUAAAUUGCAUGAAUGGAUUGCUUGUACUGCAGCACAAGAACCUUCGAGCUCAGGAAGAAGUAGAAAUGCAGCAUCUGAAACUGGGAAGUGAUAUGGAUCACUUACAGAACUGCUAUGCUAAGUUAAAGGAAAACCGUGAAUUAUCUAAAAGGGAAGUAGUUGGGCUUCAGGAAAGAGACAGACAACUGCAAAGCAAGAACAGAAAUUUGCACCAGUUACUUAAAAAUGAAAAGGAUGAAGUCCAGAAGUUGCAGAACAUAAUUUCAAGUAGAGCUACACAAUACAAUCAUGAUAUGAAGAGGAAAGAGAGAGAAUAUAACAAAUUAAAGGAACGCUUACAUCAGUUAGUCAUGAAUAAAAAAGACAAAAAGUUAGCUAUGGAAGUUCUAAAUUAUGUUGGUAGAGCUGAUGGGAAGAGAGGUGCAUGGAGGACUGAUAAGACAGAAGCCAGAAACGAAGAAGAAAUGUACAAAGUUCUGUUAAGUGAUUAUGAACAACGCCAAAAACAGCUUUUACUGGAAAAUGCUGAGCUAAAGAAAGUUCUUCAGCAAAUGAAGAAAGAUAUUAUUUCACUUCUUCCACCACAGAAACAAAAACCUAAAGAAAGAUCUGAAGAUGGGCUGGUGCUGUCAGACCAGGAGGAAGAUAUUGGAGAAUUAAAUAAAGAGAAUAUGUGGGAAUUAUCUUGUGAAACUGUGCGAGAACAGCUUACCAACAGCAUUAGAAAACAGUGGCGAAUAUUGAAAAAUCACGUUGAAAAGCUGGAUAACCAAGUGUCACGUGGACAUUCAGGAGUUUUGAAUGAAAAAGAUGUCAUUUCAAGAGAAGACCAUGAGCUAGAAACUGGAAAGCUAGAGUUAGAGAUUCAACAAUGUAAAGAAAUGAUCAAAACUCAGCAACAGCUUUUACAGCAACAGCUUACAUGUGAUGAUGAUGACACCACUCUGUUACUACAAGACUGCUAUUUGUUGGAAGAAAGAGAGCGUCUUCAGGAAGAAUGGAGACUAUUUCGAGAACAAAAAAAGAAUUUUGAGAAGGAACGAAAAAGUUUUACAGAAGCUGCUAUUAGAUUAGGACUUGAGAGAAAGGCAUUUGAAGAAGAUAGAGGAGCAUGGCUGAAGCACCAGUUCUUAACUAUGACUGCUGAUUGCAAGUCUGAAAAUGUGACAACUCCAAGUGCCUUCUUAAGAAGUUCUGACCCAGACAUUUGUUUAGUGAAGUCUGCAUCUCGGCAAAAAAAACCUCCCUCUGUGUUAAGUCCUACUGUUUCACCAGAACCGUGCCAGAUAUCUCAGUAUAUUACACAAAACAGUGUUGCAUCAGAAAAACCUGCUGCACAUAACAUGCCAAAUCUGUGUAUGGAAAGUGAUGACAAAGAAGAAACUGAAGAAUGCACAAAGUCAUGGGAAGACUCUGGAGUUGGCACUCUGCUAUGCAGAAACUUGCUCAUGGAACAGCUGCCUUAGACUUCUAGGGUUGCCUGCUGGGAUUUUUGUUAGAGACUUGUUCAUAAACUUAUCAUUCUAAAUGAAACAGAA
Molecule: messenger RNA, 2185 nt
Organism: Cyanistes caeruleus (blue tit)
Lineage: Eukaryota; Metazoa; Chordata; Aves; Passeriformes; Paridae
Source: RefSeq, a predicted model, not a curated record